AUGUUGGCGGGGGCCGGCUUUAUCAUAAGCUGCCUGCUCAUUGGCUCUGGCGGCAACUACACCGUUCUCCAAGUGGGCUGCCUCUUUGCCAUCACCGACCUUGGCUACGACAUUGAUAUCACCCCAAUGUAUAUUCUCAAGGUUUCCCCUACAUCCUCCCGUGGAAAACUCACCUCCUUCCCCGAGGCGUUCUUUAACGUCGGCGCCGUCCUCAGCCACAUCAGUAACUAUUUCUUCCGUAAAGUCCAACUCGACCAUGGGUGGUGUGUCCUACUCAAGUUGGGAGCACUCUCCUCGUACUUGCUCACUAUAGGGGUCCUAGCUAUGUCGGAAUCCCCUCGGUGGCUCAUCAUGUAUGGCCUCCUCAACGACAUGAUGCAAAUCCUCAAACCGAUCUCCGACUCCAACGAGGAGUCCAAGAUCCGCUAA
Molecule: messenger RNA, 429 nt
Organism: Rhodamnia argentea
Lineage: Eukaryota; Viridiplantae; Streptophyta; Magnoliopsida; Myrtales; Myrtaceae
Product: putative polyol transporter 1
Exons: 2
Coding region: 1-429 (142 amino acids)
Biological process (GO): transmembrane transport
Cellular component (GO): membrane
Molecular function (GO): carbohydrate transmembrane transporter activity
Source: RefSeq, a predicted model, not a curated record